AUGCUCAAGAGAAUCAUCCAGACUCAACCGCAAGUUUCGCCCCUAGCACUUGAGAUAUCUAAACAUGAGGAGACAGAGGAAGAUCAACCAGAACUGCCAUCUAAGAGGAUUUCCAGCAUGGUGGAAAUGCAACUGCCAAACCUUGUGCCUGAGGAGACCUCUGUCGCCCCGUUCCGUAUGGCUGAGAAGAGAAAGAAACUCAGCAUUUCUGAAUUUGAGAGAGCAGCAGACAAACGACUUCCCCAGAACAAAGCACAGUCCACAUUGGACAGCACUGCUUUGGCUCGAUCUCUUCGCUUGUCUCUUGGUUCCUUGAUCCCACCAGAUACUGUUGAAAAGAGAGGCUUACUCCGGAGGCCAAAACAUCGCAAAGCUAUUGACAUAGAAGCUUUUGAAGGCAGAGUGGAACAGAACAUGCUGAAGAGAAAAGCACAGGACUGUCUUGUGGGCUCACAAACAGCGUCUGGGAUUCAAACAGCCAUGCUGACAAGUGAUGCAGAAAUCAUGCUGAAUAACACGGAGCUCUUUAUUCAGCCUCAGUUUGAACAGAGCCAAAAUAAGCUUUCAGCUCUUGAACCACAGCUGUCGGAUUCAAAAACUUCAGCAAAGAGAAGCAAGAUUUCUGAUGCAGCUCAAGAGGAAGCAAGACUGGUGGACCUGGUGUCCCGUGUGGGCACAAAUGAGGGAAGAACCCAAAGAUAUUCUGAGGACUUAACCCUUGAUGGUGAGGAUGUUGACAGAAUGACUCAGGUAUCUCCAAAACCACCCGCAAACCAGCAAGAAGAUGAGCAAGAUCAUUCCCAGCAGAGUAACCCGGUGGAACAGCUUUCUGUUUCGGAACAGGUGGUGGCUGGCACUGUUAAUAGAUGGAGCUCCUUUUUGCCAUCCAGAAGAAGUUCAAGUAAAUCUUUGGGAUCCCCAGUCACGCUAAAGCUUAAGAGAUCUUUCAGCAUGUCUUUGAGAGAAGUUGUGUCCCAUAUAAUUGAAGACCUAGAUGUAAGCGAUGCAGAAGAGAUGGCUAAUACAGUGAACCGAGUGGAACAGGAAGAGAUUUUCAGAGAGGGUGCAGAGCAUUGUGCACACGUGGGAUAUUCUGAAAAUUUGGAGAAGGAACUGACUGAAAAAUCAGAAUCGCAGGUAGCUGCAGCACAGGGUGCCAGAGUCAAAAUGGAAAUCACCCCUUCGGAAGAAGAGGGAGUAGCAGAAGGUGGUGCUGAACACCAAGGCUCCUCCAAAGCUGAACACAGGAUUGCUGAAGGUGUUGGAGCUGGAAGUCUGGGCAGUCAUACUCAAGUUUUUUCCUUCUUUGAAAAAUCUGGGAUGAAGCUAUUAAAGGAAGCUGUUGAAGAAGCAGAUGAACUAGAGGACCAGGCUACCAUGGUAAAAUUGGAUGGUCUGGAAGAUGAGCCUAGUGAGGAUGAAGAAGACCCUGAGAGUGAAGAGGUUUCCAUGAAGACACCCACGUUUGUCCAUACUGCAGCCUACAAGCCGCUGCUGUCUACUCCACGUCCCACAAAACCUGCUGCUGCCAAGUUGUCACCUCCAUGUCCCGCAAAACCUGCUGCUCUCAGGUCUCCCCUGCAGCCGCUGCAGGCUAAGCCAGCCCCAAAGAACUUGGGAGCAUCACGGAGGAAAAUGCGUGAGCCUGAAGUAGCAAGUAGUUUGAUAAAGAAGAUAUUUAGCCAUUAUGUGAAAAUGCCAGUGGCCAGAGAUGCGUUCAAAAUUGUUGAAAAAUGCUCCAAGAGAUACUUUAAGCAGCUAAGCAGUGAUCUGGAAGCUUACAGCAGCCAUGCAGGGAGGAAGACAGUGGAGAAAGCUGACCUAGAAGUUCUCAUGAGAAGACAAGGGCUGGUGACAGACAAGAUGCCGUUGAAUGUGCUGAUAGAGCAUCACCUCCCUCUGGAGUACAGGAGGCUCCUGAUUCCGGUUGCUGUGAGUGGCAAUAAAGUGCUCCCCCACAAAUGA
Molecule: messenger RNA, 1965 nt
Organism: Leptosomus discolor (cuckoo roller)
Lineage: Eukaryota; Metazoa; Chordata; Aves; Leptosomiformes; Leptosomidae
Source: RefSeq, a predicted model, not a curated record